AUGGGCUCUCCCGCAAGGGCUUACGACAAUUCAAUCGCAGCAACUCCUGUUGACGAGUUUGAUCUCAGCACCCUUGACAACGCUCUUAACGUCUUCGAGAACUACGAAAGUGGCACAAUCAUAGAUCAAGAUAUCUCGGAUUCUCCCGCCUUCAAAUUUGAUCUUCUCCUUGAUCCGAAGACCCUUGGGCCUGAACUUGACAGUCUAUAUACAAUUUCAGAGGAUCUCGCUGGAGGAAAAUUAAUACAAAAGGAUAAGGCUCUGAAGAAUUUGACUAGGACGAUCCGACUCUCUGGUUUCGGAAAAGAAAAGGCAAUUGAGAAAGGAAGGCCUGGUGAUAAACAAUCGGAUUCUACGCCGGCAAUGCUGCUGAUGAUACCGUCAGCCUCGAGCCCUUUUGCAAGUCCCGAACCAAAAUCGUGGAGUAGAUAUCAGGCUGGGAAUUUUGUGGGUAAUUCAAUAGAUAUGCCUGAAAUGCCCGAACCCUACUCUGGACCUUAUGAAUCAGAGGCUGCCCCAUUCGAAAGCUCCAAGAUGGAAAGCAGUGGGUUUGAACCUCUCGACAAAGACAGUCCAAUGUCGCCACCAUUUCGAGGAAGACCGAUGGAAAACGAGGUGGUGUCUGGCAAGAGAAAAGCCAUCACUGAGUACAAAGAUGGCAAGGGUGUGCGCACAUCUAAGCGCAGCAAAGUCAAUGAACAUCCUCAACGCCGAAUUUCAGAGGCCUCUUACGAUGACCGAUACUCUCAACUGGUCAAAAUCAUCUACAUGAUCCACUGCCCGGAUACAUGGGAUGAUUAUCAUGAAGCACUGGCUUACGAAGAUGUUCCAGUAUUUCUGCAGCGGAGCAAACCAGGAACGGACUUACGCCUCGAUUCGAAGCUGAUCCACCUAAACGGCAGCAGGCCAGUCUAUGACCUUGCGUCCUUAUUUACCCCUGACAACGUCGACGAUGAGACAGCCAUUAUUGUCUUCCGCCAUAUCCGGUGUGAGGAGAAUCAAGGGAUUCCACAUGCCGAUGGCAAAUCACUAAGGGGGCAUGAAUCUCUUGCGAUCAAGUCCUCAAUUCUGAAGCGGUCUAUUGCCGAUGUUGCGCAAUGCUACUAUGAUGGAGGUGACGUUCUAUACGACGGCCGAAAGGCUGGCGGUAAACAGAUGGGGGAGCUCACGAUUUCUCCCGCGCCGCUCCGUUUUUUCCAUCACUACCAGCGGCUGCUUGACUAUGUGGAGACUCAUCCAUACGCACGUGAGCAUGUGACAGUCUUACUCGAAUAUUGCAGGAGAACAUACGGCUCGAAUUUUCAAGAGGCGAAACGAUUGUUCGCAGAAGCUCAAGUGAAUCAGAAACAUCUGGAGAAGCUUUACCUACCCAACUCCAUUGUCAUCAGUUGUGCUGAUGGCAAUGAACGGGCCUAUGUUGUCUCUAAGUGGCCUUAUAUCCGCGACUUUGGCUCUCUGGAACUUACCUGCUGGGCGUGGCAAAAUAACGGAACAGGCUGGUACCGUAGCCGGCACACACUCACAGUGCCACCAAUAUCAAGUUCUUGGGUAUCUAUCCAGUCAUUAGCCGUUUGUCCCGCAGCAUAUGUCUCCGAGCAUACCAGAAAGAACCUGAUACAGAGAGGAAUGAAGCUUUGGCUGCUCAAAAACCCAUCGUAUAUCUCUUACACCGGCACCGAUGUUCAAGGAGAGGGCUAUUAUCCAGACUCUCGCUUCAUGGUCGAUUAUGCCGUCUAUAAGAAGAUGCAUGAACAUGCUUUGGCUCUGCAUAUAUAUGGGCCCGUUAUCUAUAGCCAUGACCCGUGGCCAAGGCACCUUGACUCCGAGACGACACCCAACCAAGAAGAGUUGCUUGUGAUGCCUCAUAUUGUUCAUGGAUUCUAUCUGACAGAGAAGCAGUGGGUUGCGAUCUAUGUCGAUGGAGUUCAUGAGAUCACAUGGAACAAGACGGCGUAUGACCGUUUGGUCAUACCCUCCAAAACAAAGGAGCUUAUUCGGGCUCUGGUGACUGUCCGCACCUCACAGAGAGGGAUCAAACAUGGCCUGGGCGUCGCGGGGAAGAGGGUGGACCUUAUCGCAGGAAAAGGCAACGGCCUCAUCAUGCUUUUGCACGGCGGUCCUGGCACCGGGAAAUCUUUGACCGCCGAAAGCGUGGCUGAGAUUGCUGAAAUGCCUCUCUACAGGGUCACGUGUGGUGAUAUCGGCACCACGCCCGAGUCUGUCGAAAAGUACAUGGGAGUCGUCAUGCAUCUGGGCGUCACGUGGAAUUGCGUCCUCUUGCUGGACGAGGCCGACGUCUUUCUUGAAGAGAGGUCCAUGUCGGAUCUUGCUCGCAACAGCCUCGUUUCUGUUUUCCUUCGGAUCUUGGAAUACUAUGAUGGGAUUCUCAUCUUGACGAGCAACAGAAUAGGUACGUUCGACGAAGCAUUCAAAUCCAGGAUCCAGGUGGCGCUGCACUACGAGAAACUCACGAUUCCGUCGCGCAAGAAAAUAUGGGGCAAUUUUAUCGACAUGUUGGAGGAAGAUGGAGAUGAUGUCAACUUUGAGGAGAUACGAUACAAGGUUGAUCAACUUGCAAAAAUCGAUUUAAAUGGGCGUCAAAUCCGCAACACGAUGACGACAGCUAGACAGCUAGCAAUGUUCCAAGCCUGCCGCCUUGACUGGUCGCACAUUGAACAAGCUCUGUCCGUGUCGACGGAAUUCAAUGAAUAUAUCAAAAGAAUGCAAGGCCACACAGACGACCAGAGAGCCCGGGAUGAGAAACUCAGAUGAUGAGCCGACUCCUUUUUAUAAAUGCCGGCGCUUAGUCACGUAACCGGUCAGGUGGUUCGAGACUCGCUGUCUCUUGAUGGGAUUUGGCUUCCUCGCUCUCGGCCGCGGCCUGCUGUUGUUGUGCGCAUCAGUGGAGAGCCUGACACAGUCGCCUUGCAAUUCGAGCGUCUCGAUGUGGUCUUGGGUGAUAUUCGAUGCUGGUAUCACAAUCUUGACCGAGACGCCGGGGAUCUUGUUCCUCAAAAGCUCUGUAAACAUUACCACUUCCUGUCGAUCGUAACUUGUCACUUGCGACAAGAGGUCACCGUCAAGGACGAUAAAGACUCGG
Molecule: messenger RNA, 3100 nt
Organism: Exophiala oligosperma
Lineage: Eukaryota; Fungi; Ascomycota; Eurotiomycetes; Chaetothyriales; Herpotrichiellaceae
Exons: 1
Coding region: 1-2772 (923 amino acids)
Molecular function (GO): ATP hydrolysis activity; ATP binding
Source: RefSeq, a predicted model, not a curated record